AUGAUUAAUCUAUUGUGUGCCCUAUGCGCCCUAUGGAACGUAUUUUAUCUAUGCGCGCCGCUCUUCACUUGUCUUCAUGUUGAAGACACUGUCAAAAUUGAGUUACACAAAAUAAGGAGCGGCGAUUUUUUAAAAAUUUGUUGUGCAGACUUUUGCUCCUUCCAAAAAUAUGACGUAACUACGAAGACAUAUCUGUUCAUCAAGGAAAAAAUAAUUUUGCAUCAUUGUAAAAAUGGCAUUAAUUUGUACCAUUCUAUUGAAUAUUUUUUUCACUUCGCUCACUUUGUAAAAAAUGAUCAAAUGAUCGAAAUUGUUGAUUCCUUUGAACAUGGAAAGAUCAAAUUUACCGUUUGGGAGCCCCUUUUUGAAUUCCUAUCAAUCGGGGGUGGGGAGAAAUAUGUCUAUAUGCCUCUCGGAUUUUAUGAAGCUAAGAAAUGCAAAAGGAGUCACACAAAGGGGAAUGGCCUUGGGGUGGACCCGCUGUGUGAUAAUUACGGCAGCAUCGAAUUUAGCCUUAGGAAAGGAGAGACGGAACCAUUUUACGAAGGUGCACUGCAGAGAGAACAAUAUGUAGGCAGCGCUAAACCAGCUAAGACCGACGCGAAUUGGAAUAAGCCACCCCCCGGAAAUAAAUUUCCUUGUAUGGAAAAUUUACCCAAGGAAGGAAAUCCUAAAAGGUAUAAUCAUGGAGACGAAAACAAUUCUUGUCAAGUAGAUCCAUUAAUGCAGUUGUUUAAUGAACUCAUGGCUGAAAGGGAAAGGGAAAAAAAUAGUUUUUUUCACCACUCAAACACAUUUGUAGAGGAGGGUGAAGCUUACGCUGAUAAUGUGCUAAUAAGUUAUAUUGCAAAAAAACAUACACACAAAAAUACGUCAAAACCGUGUGGCUCUGUUGGAGGCAUAUCUAAUACAUCACUCUACUUGUCACACUGCUUAACCCCCUUGAUAAAAAAUCUUCUCCUUAGUAACCCCAUACUUAUAUUUUUAUUUCAAGACCCAGCAAUUUGCGACUUGUGUGCGAAAAGGAUGACCAUUGUAGGAGAAACCACACGAGGUGGAAAAAAAAGAUAUAAAAAAGGGUCUCCCCCAAAUUACAAAUGGAUGAUAAAAUUUGCCUCCUUACUCUUUUUUCUUGCCAUUUUAAUUGCAACCAUUUGGAUAUUUUUAAAGAGAAAGAAAUGCAAAAUGAAAGAUGAAAAAAAUCCGAGGUCUGCUAAAAAAAGGCUGGCCGAAAUACACGUAGCGUACAAGAGCAAAAUACAAACAAAUUUUGGCUCAAAAAUAAAAGACAUUACGGAUGAAGAUUUAAUAAAUCUUAUCGCUCAUAAUAAGGCGGAGCUAAUCAUUGUCUGUCAACCGUAG
This is a messenger RNA of Plasmodium inui San Antonio 1, 1362 nucleotides long. RefSeq lists its product as hypothetical. The transcript has a single exon. The coding region runs from base 1 to 1362 and encodes 453 amino acids. NCBI's taxonomy places the organism in Eukaryota, Apicomplexa, Aconoidasida, Haemosporida, Plasmodiidae. The record is from RefSeq and is a predicted model, not a curated record.